This is a messenger RNA of Prosopis cineraria, 876 nucleotides long. RefSeq lists its product as uncharacterized. The record is from RefSeq and is a predicted model, not a curated record. NCBI's taxonomy places the organism in Eukaryota, Viridiplantae, Streptophyta, Magnoliopsida, Fabales, Fabaceae. The transcript is spliced from 6 exons. Bases 1 to 876 code for a protein of 291 amino acids.
AUGGACACCCUGCUCAAAUUUCCAGGCACAGCCACACCGACAAACCAGGGUGUUCAGUCCCACAUCACCACAAGGCUAGCCUUGAGGUCCUUGUCCUUUAAAGGAACAUGCAAUUUUGGCCCAUGCAAGACCAAAAUACAACAACAUAGUGUCAGUUUCAAGGGAAUAACGCACCGCCCAUUCUGGGACAAUCACAGAAUUUCAGCCCAGGAUUCGGACACAGGCUCCAAUUCUUCGUCCAUUUCAGAGUCUCCAUCGCAAAAAGUGAAGCAGUUUUACGCCUGCAUCAAUGACAAAAAUCUCCGACAACUGGGUGAAUGCAUAUCCAAGGAUGCUCAAUUUGACGACUACUCUUUUCCCCAACCCUUCAAUGGAAAAGUCGAAGUUGUGAACUUCUUAAACACGCUCACUGCAAGUAUGGGUCAGAAUGUGAAAUUCAAGGUUGGCCAUGUAUGCGAGGGCGAUGGAUAUUCUGCUACCGCGAACUGGCAUCUAGCAGAAUGGAAAGGUGCAAGGAUCCCAUUCACCAGAGGUUGCACCGUCUUCGAGUUCUCUAAAGAAGGAGAAAAACUAACUAUCAAGAAGGCUGUCGUAUUAAUUGAAUCGCCAAUUAAACCUGGAGGUAUAGUUCUGACGCUGCUGAAGACGGUGACUUCAUUAUUUGAUGACUUUCCAAAGGCAACUGAAUGGUUCUUAAAGAGUCAUCAUGAAGUGCUGAAAAGGAUAAAACAAAUCUACAACAUGCUCAUAGCACCUCUUAUUGUCAACCCACUACUAAAGUGGUACAUCAAGUGUUGGAGCAUUGGGGCUCGAUUGUUCGGCUAUACAUACAACAUUGCGAUUUACAUAUACAGGAUAUUCUUUGGCGGUAAGUAA